AGACCAGACAGCAAAAAGCGCCUCCUCGGCCUCUCUCUUUCCGUUUUUGGCCCUCUCUCUCUCCUCGUCAAGCCCGGCUCAAAGCCGUAGGGGGAUGCGGACCGCUGCCUCUCCGCCGGGAGGAACCAAAGCGACACGGGGGAGCGUUUCCAGCCGGGGCCGUUUUCCAGGAGGCCCGCCCUUUCCGCCGCGGAGGAGGCCGCGGGGCUGCCGACAUGCCGCAGAACGAGCACAUCGAGCUCCACCGCAAGCGCUAUGGCUACCGGCUGGACUACCACGAGAAGCGGAGGAAGAAGGAGGGCCGAGAGGCGCACGAGCGGUCCCGCAAGGCCAAGAAGAUGAUCGGGCUGAAGGCGAAGCUGUACCAUAAACAGCGGCAUGCCGAGAAGAUACAGAUGAAAAAGACCAUUAAAAUGCAUGAGAAGAGAAAUACAAAGCAGAAGAGUGAUGAAAAAACACCCAAAGGAGCUGUACCAGCAUACCUGCUGGACAGAGAGGGCCAGUCCCGGGCCAAGGUCCUCUCUAACAUGAUCAAACAAAAAAGAAAAGAAAAAGCUGGGAAGUGGGAGGUUCCUGUGCCAAAGGUUCGUGCACAAGGAGAAACAGAAGUUUUAAAGGUGAUUCGUACAGGAAAGAGAAAGAAGAAGGCAUGGAAGAGGAUGGUUACAAAAGUUUGUUUUGUUGGAGAUGGCUUUACUAGGAAGCCUCCUAAGUACGAGCGAUUCAUUCGACCAAUGGGCUUACGUUUCAAGAAGGCACAUGUGACACACCCUGAACUUAAAGCUACUUUUUGCCUACCUAUCCUUGGUGUGAAAAAGAAUCCAUCAUCUCCUUUGUAUACACAACUGGGAGUAAUUACUAAGGGGACCGUCAUUGAGGUGAACGUGAGUGAGCUUGGCCUUGUGACACAAGGGGGCAAAGUUAUCUGGGGGAAAUACGCCCAAGUAACUAACAAUCCAGAAAAUGAUGGCUGUAUUAAUGCAAUUCUACUUGUUUAAAUUGGAUACCAAGCAUUGGAUAUAGGCACCUACAAAACAAGUGGACUUUACCCAAAUUUACAGAAUCUGUGAAACCUUCAGCCAUUCCACAGCGGUGGCUCCACAAGCCAAUGAGGAACUUCAGCCAGAAACAACUGCUCACAUUUUUAUAUUUAUGUUUUCUCAGCUGAACAUUGUCCAAAUAAAGAGAUUUAAUUUUUA
This is a messenger RNA of Oenanthe melanoleuca, 1199 nucleotides long. It is a transcript of the gene NSA2, whose product is annotated as NSA2 ribosome biogenesis factor. The record is from RefSeq and is a predicted model, not a curated record. The coding region runs from base 216 to 998 and encodes 260 amino acids. Gene Ontology annotation, biological process: maturation of 5.8S rRNA; maturation of LSU-rRNA. Gene Ontology annotation, cellular component: preribosome, large subunit precursor; nucleolus. The transcript has 6 exons. Lineage: Eukaryota; Metazoa; Chordata; Aves; Passeriformes; Muscicapidae.